Molecule: messenger RNA, 1042 nt
Organism: Tarenaya hassleriana
Lineage: Eukaryota; Viridiplantae; Streptophyta; Magnoliopsida; Brassicales; Cleomaceae
Product: protein LIGHT-DEPENDENT SHORT HYPOCOTYLS 9-like
Exons: 4
Coding region: 12-608 (198 amino acids)
Biological process (GO): response to light stimulus; mRNA transcription
Cellular component (GO): nucleus
Source: RefSeq, a predicted model, not a curated record
AAAAAUAAACGAUGUCCUCAUCGGAUCAUCAAACGCCGACGAGCGAUCCACAGGAGCAGCCGUCGUCCUCUGGCCACCGCCACCAACCGCAAACGCAAACGGGGCAGCUCAGCCGCUACGAGUCCCAGAAACGCCGCGACUGGAACACUUUCCUCCAAUACCUAAAGUCCCAGAACCCGCCGGUCUCCACGUCUCGUUUCGAUUAUUCGCACGUGCUCAGUUUCCUCCAGUACUUAGACCAGUUCGGUAAGACCAAGGUCCAUGACCAAGCAUGCGUGUUCUUCGGACAACCAAACCCGCCAGCGCCAUGCACGUGUCCCCUCCGACAGGCGUGGGGGAGUCUUGAUGCUCUGAUCGGACGACUGAGAGCAGCUUACGAGGAACACGGCGGCGGGUCGCCGGAAAACAACCCCUUUGGUAACGGAGCGAUUAGGGUUCAUCUGAGGGAAGUUCGAGAGGCUCAAGCCAGAGCUCGUGGGAUAACCCACAGGAAGAAGAAGAAGAGGAAGAAGAUGAUCAGUUGUGGAAAUACCCUCAAGAAUCAGGCCCAAAACGACGUCGUUGCCGAGAAGGAACCUCCAAACCCUUCGGCUCAAUCCACUGCUUGAUCAGACAUUAUUGCUUUUGAUGCGUGUGGCAUUGUGGGCAUCCUCUCAAAUAACCCUUCGGCAUGUUGCGUAUUUCCGCAAGCAGAUAUAUCAAGGACAUAUACAGAUGGUCGAAAAUGUAGAAGAUGAACUCGAUUUGAUCAUGCCCUCCGAAAAAGCCUCCAUAUUCCGAUACAAUUUUGAGCCAAAUUCUUUCCCGGUAUGUAAUCCAAUCUUGCACUAUUAUAUAUAUAUAUAUAUAUAUAUACAUGUAAUAGUGAAAUCAAAUCACUCGUUAUGGUAUGGGUAGGGUUCUUAAAUUUGGUAGGCCCAAUGGGCUUUUCUCCGCUUUACGAGACUAUCACAAAAGGAAAUAUAUAGAUAUGUAUGUACAAAACAAUUAGACAAAUGUACGUAGAUAUAUAUAUAAUAAAUUUGAAUGUUACAUACCCUUU